Molecule: messenger RNA, 1185 nt
Organism: Phytophthora nicotianae INRA-310
Lineage: Eukaryota; Oomycota; Peronosporomycetes; Peronosporales; Peronosporaceae
Exons: 1
Coding region: 1-1185 (394 amino acids)
Source: RefSeq, a predicted model, not a curated record
AUGGCCUCUCGCGGUGGCCCCUUCCAGACUUUUAACCUGUCGGAUCAAGAGCGGCAGCACUGCCACGACCGCGCGUUCCAACUACUCGAUCGCACACUGCGCAGCUAUGACGAGCGAGACGGCCAAGCGGAAAACGGCCGGUCUUCCGCUCCGCGCCACCAUUCCAACCUGGACAACACGCGCUGGAAGCUACUCAAAACCCAGGCGGAUGCUUCGAUGUACACGGAGCGCAACUCAUGCACGCUUCAAGACUAUAAUCUCCUCGGUGGCGACUGGGAAAACCCCGUCGUGCUCCUCAUGGCGGGGACCAUACGGGGCGACCUCGACGAGAUCAUGCUCGGCAUCGAAACCCCCGACACGAGCAGCUUCAGGACGCGAACUGAGCUGUUCACAAAGCAGCCCGUGGACUGCGCCGUCUUGGCUGAAUUAAUGGGCCCAACCGAAGCCGAUCCGUUCCGGUUCCUUGGCGUCACGUGGAUGGUGUACGAGUACAACUGGCCAGUCAAGGCGAUAGUCAAGCCUCGAGAUUUUGUGACGCUGACAGCAACUGGCACGAUGACUCGCGCAAAUGGCGACCGCGUCGGAUACGAAGUGGUGCAGCCCGCAAGACUAGCGCAGUGUCCCCCGUUGCCCGGCACGGUUAUCCGCGGCAAAGUCAUGUACGCCACGAUAUUCAAGCAGCAGGAACCUGGUGUUGUGGACGUCUUCAUCCACACGUACGUUGAAACGCAGGGACGCAUUAUAGACAAGCUGAUCGUGUCGGUCACGUGGAAGUCAAAUUUGGGGUAUUGGGGUGCCGACAAACUCACCGAAAUGAAGAAGCUGCAGUGGUGCAUAGCCAACUGCCGGUCCGAGCGUCAGAAGGAGCAGCAGCGAGCAUCGUCGUCAGCUCUGGGUGUCUGCAAGCAAUGUUACGAUAGACGUAGUUUGAUGAAGAGACGCAGCAGUGGAGAUCGGGACGAGAAUGAGUCAUGCAUUUUGUGUGCGUCGCCGACGUGCUACAAGUGCCGCAUGGAGAAAACGCUCACAGUGAUUGACGAGAUCACAGGAAGGUUGACGGACCUACCGGUCGUGGUGUGCCAGCCGUGCUUGAUGUUUGUGCAGAAACUUUCCCCCUCGGACAUCGCGAGACUGAACCACAAACAGCGGCGACGACGGCAGCACCGCGCGUCGAACUUCGAAUAA